AUGGCGGUGAAUUCGAUUUGCUGGAGAAUGCCUUCGAAGUUCCGCUUCUAUUCUUUGAAAUCGAAGCGAAGGGUUCGCGUCCGACCGUAUCUGGUAGAAUUCAAAAGAUUACUGGAAUCAAGCAUGACUGCAGUCGAAGGGGUAUAGCGCUUUUCUUUUCUAAUAUUUGACCUGAAAGUCAGCUGAAUUUUUGGUAACCAAGGAGGCUUGUUAUUGUUUACAAGACAUCUGAGUUUAUUUUCAGAUCUCAAACCAAGAGUUGCUCCAUGCUGUUGUAGCUUUGUAUGAUAACUGUCUUCCUGAAAUCACACCUGAAGUUCUGUAUCCGACUGUUUGCGGGAAAUGGGCGAAAACGUUGGUGUUACUGAGAGAUUUCAAUGGUAUGAUGAUGAGACUUGUUUAUAUUUAAUAUAAUAUUAUUACUGAUAAAAUAUACCGGGUUAAGUCAGAUUUAAAUUCAGCUUUUUUCUAGCCUGGGAUAAUUUCUAUCUCCUUUCUCUCCUAGACUUGAUUUAUGAACAUUUAAGCCUAGGAGGUAAAGGAAAUUGCAAAUCAACCAGGGUUGAAAAUUUUUUAACCACAAUUUAAUUUUGACCUUACAGCAUAUAUACCCACAUACAGUUUGUCAUGUGUGUGUCUGAUUAAACGUCAACUUUAUGAAAAUCUAAUUGAUUAACUCCAUGUUUCUUGUUUUUCUAUACUUUAGCUUCUUAGGUCCGUUCUAUCUAUUGUUCCCACAAGGUGGUUUGGUGGUUAUAUACAGAGAAGGGUGGGAAUUGGGGCACAAAAAAUGUCAACAUCUUUUUUCAGCUACUCAUUCAUUGUGGAGGGGAAUAUCAUGCAUUUAAGUUUAUUUGUAUUUGUCCUUAGAUGUCUUGAGGGAGAUGAAAGGUUUAAGUCCAGAAGAUGAUGACUGUGUAGAUGAACCUGAGGAAAGUUUUAUCUCAGCUGACAAUGAUCCUUCGAUAGAGGGAUUUUUUCAAGAGCAAUCUUUGGAAACACAGACUUCAUGUAUGACUGAUGGCCAAGAUCCAGUUAGUGAAAAGGAAACAAAAAAGUUUAAAAAGCAAGUGUCAUGGAAUGAUGGACAAACUACCAAUAACAAAACUUCUGACUCUGACAGUGAUAGUUCGGAAGAAGAUGAGAACAUUUCAAACCCAGCACCUAUUUCUGAGAAGCGCCCCUCAGAAAUCAGUGCCAGUUGUAAUUGUGACAGUGAAAUUGCAUUUGAUGAUCAGGUAGAAAAUAAAGCUGAAGAGAAUCAAACGGCAAAUGGAACUGAUGAAGCAAAAGGAAAAGAGAAGGAUGUAGAACCAGGGAAAUUUGAUGGAGUGUUUAGUGACACAGAUGACAGUGAAGGAUCUGAUGAAAGGUAUAAAUGAACAAGCUAGGAUGAAGGGGCAAAUGUGCUAUUGAGGGAUGGUGCAUAUUUUUUUGUGCCUAUCCGAGUAUCGACUAGAGACAUUUAAACAGUCAGAAGUGGUUAACAUUGAUAAUAUUAUAUUAUAGUCUGGCGCAGGGUAUAAAAAUUGAUCAUAGAUGUCAGGUCUCAAAAGGGCCAUUUACCAUAUUUUACUGAGAAACUCAUGACCAGUGAAUGUUCUUGCCAAGAUUUAUACUUCUAACAAAAAUAAUGAGCCUUUUGUGCACUGUGAUAAAUUUCUUACCUGAUACUGUUCAUACUUAAAAAAAUAAUUCUGAUGAUAUUUUAAUAGUUAGCAGUAAGUAAUAUAGAGAGAUAAUCUAAUCACUCACGAUAUUGAAAUGUAAUUAUCACUUGAUUAGUGAAGAUGAAGAUCAGGAUUUCUCAAAAGGGGCUGAAGAAUUUGUUGAAGCAGCAAGGAAAAGGAGAAUUGAAAGAAAAAGUUGUGAAGGUACACUUCAGCAUAUAAUUAUGUUACAACAGGCUUGAUAAUAUCUAUCAAACUUCUCUUUAAUUAUUUUUUCCUUCUUCUAAUACUAAUGUUGUGUCAUCACAAAUGGCAGAAAAAGUGUUCUCACAUACACUAGUUUGAAGUAAAAUAAUUAAUGUACCUUAAUUUUAAAACAAAUUAAUAGUUUACCAAUAUAAAAAACAUUUGACUUAAAUCAUGAAUUAAAUUAGUUAUUUAGCUCUAACAUAAUUUGAUACUUUCAGAGCCAGGUUUAGGAAUUGAAUCAUUGAUUAUAGCAGCUGCAACAUUUGAGCGUGAAUAUAGGUAUGGUAUAUUUAUUCAAUAUCAUCUAUUAUUGUGAUUUGUGUGAUUUUAUUACUAAGAAUAAUAAACUUCAUAAGAGAAAGCUCAUUUGUAUACAUCAAGGAAGUUUUUUUUUUUUAUCUGUAAAUUAUUUGUGUGUCAGUAUAACUCGUCAGAGGCCAUCAGAGAAAGUGAUUCAGCUAAACUUAUUGGCAGUCAGGAAAAGGUGUCGGAGAUCAGGAGUUGGAAAGUUUCUACUUGAGGUUAGCUAAGCAGUUUGUUGUUUUUUUAAACACUGACAAGAGUUUGGGACAUUAUCCUGUACAAGCAGGAAGCAAAUUAAUAAUGUUGACUAGAUUUGCGCAGCAAGACUAAAAUAUUAUGCCAUUUGCAGAAGUCGAGGAAGAGUAGAACAUGGCUAAAACAUUCACGAUACAAAAGCAGCAAAAAUUUCUGGACAGAAUAAAUCUUCUAGAUACAUACAGUAAUGCUACAGAGCUACUUUUCUGGAGAAAAGCUGUUUUCCGCAGUUUUGGUUCCAACAGAAAUUUCAAGAAAAUUUAAUAUUUCAAGGUUUUCUUGCUAAGCAAUGCAAGUUGGCUGUCUCAUGUGCAUUCAUGGCCUUGUUUAUAUAAUUUGCAUUUUUCAAAUGCAAGCAUGCACGUUAGCCGUGUCAAAGCUCCUAGUACCAGUAAACCCACCCCCUCCCCCCUGCAUGUUGUCCUUUUGCAACUUAUUGUCAGUAACGGGCUUCAAAAUUAUUUUAAUAUCACAGACCCUCAAAGAUCCGACCAUCAUCGGCUCGUAUGAUACAAUUGCCGUGUAUGCAGAUAAUGACGCUGUUGAAUUCUUCAAAAGAAGUGGUUUCACUGAUGAUGUUGUUCUUUGUAGCAGAUUCAGGUGAGACAAGGAAUAAUAAUAUUAUUAGGUCACCCCUUCAUGUAUUUUCCACUCCAGCCAUGCAUUGUAACAAUUAUUUCAAUCUGCAGCAUGAUAUACAGCGUGAUGUAACAAUUUGAAUGCCAGGUCCUCCUCCCUGGGUGGAGUGAAUUGAAGCACUGUAUGCAUAAGGUGUAAUUGGGAAAUGAGUCCAUGCUCCUCAGUCUGCUAAAAGACUGAUCUCAGGGCGAACCCAAGAGCUCAGCAGAAAUGGAUGAGCCUGUAGCAUGAAGCUACUAGGAAUUACAGGGUUACCCCCAACCCCAUUUAUUCACUUGAGUGAAAAGAGACAAAAUGAAGCAAAGUCUCUAGUCUAAGGAAACAAUGUGACACAAGGCUACGGCAUGGACCUCAAGAUCUGAAGUUCAAGGUGUUAACCGCCUCACCAUUGAAAGUUUACGGCAUCUAUGAUUUCCAUUUAAAUCAUCUACUGUACGUGUAGGAGGAAAGACAAUAUUGUGGCCAAAGUUUUAUGUUGAAGAUGUACAAACACUGGCCUACACAGCAAGUGUUUCUUUUCUCCCCUGUCUCUUGCCCAUCCUCAUUACUUUGCUUUCACUCCCACUUUUUUUCUUUGUGUGCGACUGUAGCUUAGCUUGCAGCAGGCUCUGCGGGGCGCUCUGGUGGUGGAGCUGGAAAAGGAAGGAGAGCUUGUAACUACGUCUCUGGAAUUUGAAUAUCUGCAUCGAAAAAGUCGAUGUUAAAUGCUGAUUGGCCGGGGUGACAUUAGUAAUGACGUCAUUACCCUUGGCAUGUGUUUUCAAUGUUUGUUUACAUAUGUGCUCAUUUCCACUUUGCACUUAUUGGUGAAAUCUGACUGUGACAGCUCAGUUGACAGGGAGCCACAGGGGAAUUGGAGGUGGAAUUCAAAUUACAGAGACAUAGUUGCAAGCUCUCCUUCCCUCCUUCCUUCCUUCCUUACAGGCUAUGAUAGCUAUGCAGCUGAAAUUGGGACGAUGUUUGCCUAGUAGAGCCUAUUGUCAUUACAUACUUGUUCUGUGGCCAAUUAUAAGACCAUGUUUUGAGUUGUGAAUAAAAACUUUGCAAUCCCAGAGAAUCUAUUAAAUUUUUUUAACCCUUUUAUUUUCUAACUAGUAAGUCGUUUAAAAAAGAUUAAUGUAGCCCCAUUAUAAUCAAAUGAGUCUAAAAAAUGCUUCCCGAACCGGCCAUGCAUCAUUGAUAAAAGAAAAAUUAAUGCUUGCAUUCAGUAGUGGGAUUAGUUUUAUACUUUUCUUUUUUAAAACGUGUCAUAUACUGUUUUCACUAGUGAGUUAACAGAUCACUGGAUAAACAGCACAUUAAUGUGCUACCUUCCUCCAUUUACUGGUAAGUUCACGUUUGUCUCUUUAUGCCCAAACCUAAGUGGGCAAAUCUAAGGCCAAAAAAAAUCAAACUGUCAAUAUAUAAGAUACCACGCUAUUCGUAAAUACCGUAAAAUUCCAAAAAUAAGCCCCUCCAUGUAUAAGCCCCUCCAAAUAUAAGACCCCCAAAAUCGUAACACAAAAAAUCCUCCGUUAAAUCGCCCCUCUGAAUAUAAGCCCCGCGGGGGCUUGUAAUUGGAAUUUGCCUUCGAAUACAAAGUAAAACAAAGCAAAAAAUGGUAAAUCUCCCUCCCACUACAAGCUCGUUCAAUCGAUUUUGAGACGCAAAUUUCCCUCCGUACAUAAACCCCUCCGAAUAUAGGCCCCUCCAAAAAUAAGCCCCUCAAAAAGAGCCUUUGAAAAAUAUAAGCCCCGGGGCUUAUUUUCGGAAUUUUACGGUAUCUCGCGCAUAAUAUCUAAAGUCUGUCUACCAAACUUAUGAAUAAGUCCUGUCUAGAAUUAAGAACAUUUACAAAGCCCUUGUUCACAAGUGAAUAAAUUUGUCAGUAGUGCUUUUUGCGCGCGCUGAUUGGGUGGCUAAAAGGUUUGGUUCUCGAGUUUUGAGCUUGUGUGGUACAUACUAAAACGUUUUUUCACCUACAUUGUAUAAUAUGUCUAAAACUGGGAUAUUUUAACAAAAUAUUAACGGCAUGAUAUUCAGGGAGAAAAAUUAAAAUAGUCGGCGCUCCCCUCAAUAAAGCCCCGUCUCUCGAAUAAUCACCCCAUUUCGGCAAGGGAAAAUGAACAACAAGAACAAUCGUUACCGGCUAUUAUUCGAGGAAAAACGGUAUCUCGACCAAACCAGGUUUGAUAAUUAUACAUACAAAAAAUACUUUGUUAAUUAUAUACGGCUAAAGGAAAAAGUUCAUGAAACUCUUCCCGGCGGUCUUCGUUCUUUCUAUUUCUUUCAAAGCUAAAGGUGCAGGAAAACGGGCAACAAAUUAAAAUUAUGCAACUUGUCUUGCAACGAGCAAAACGAGUUGAAUAGCAAUGUUGCGCGUUUUACCACCCACGUCAAACCUGUCUUGCAACAACGCAAUGUUGCAAAACAAGUUGGACGUUCAGUUUAUGUUAUAUUCCCGAAAAAUAAACAUAAUAAUAAUAAUAAAACUGCGAAAGUAUUGGUAGUUUAACAUUUCUUUUUUGGUUGCUUUAGGUUCUGACUACUCGGGUGCUUUUAGAAGUGAAGAAGAUCUUAGAGCCAUGGAUGACGAUAUUAGAAAAUGGUACAAUGUCGGCAAUUUGUGUAGCAAAAAGAUUCAUCUUUUUAGUUCAUUUCACCUCCGCCUUUCCAAAGAAGUCAGACGGCUUUCCCCGCCUAAUGUAUCUGUACUUUUGCUGAGAGUUUUUAACAGAAGUUGAAAGUAUGAUGGACAACUGUUUAGAGCGGAAAAUUUUGAUUUAAGGCUACUUAAAUGGUUUCAAAAGUCGCUAAUUCUGAAGGCUUCAAAAGUAGAAACAAGCUCUUUAUCGCUUUUUUACGCGUGCGUAACCUGCCAUUUAGUGGGUAUGAACGAGGUUGAAAUUUGCCAACUUUUUGUAGUUUCUGAAAGUGUUAAAACAGCUUAAGAUUUUAUGUUUAAUACCCUUCCGUAUAAAAUAUUCGAUGUUAACUGCGAAACCGCCAAAACUGAGUGUUUUUCGUCAUAUUGCUUUUAAUAAAGUAUUAUUGAGUAAAUACGUUAAGCGUCAAAGUGAGGUUGAGGUACCCCAAUCGAACCAGACCGUCAGUUAACAAAAUUAAUACAUAACGCAGCAGAGAACGGACGGUUUGGCAACACGAUUGCGUAUUCUGGAGCACAAAGAAAAGUCAGAAUCGGUCAGUAGUGGGUGAAAGUUUUGAUCAAUAUAAUUUUAAUUGCUCCCUUUCAGAAAGCCUUCAAUAUUUUUAACACAAUAUUUUCCCACAAUAUUUAGCUAUGUUUUAUCAUAAGAAUAAUGCGUUACGGUCCCAGGACUUCUUCAUCAAAUGAUAAAUAAAUGUAAGGCCAUUCUGAUUUCUCUUGUUUUUUAGGAGGGAAAAAAGCCUGGAAGCUUACCAAGCCCAGACCACAUGUAUCGUCAGAAUGCAACAUGAGAUUAAGACACUUAGAGCCAUAGUAAGUUCGACGUUCAUGUACCGAGCUGUUUAAAAGAAAAUCGCCCCAAGUACAUGAUGAAAGGAUAAUCCGGGUUCGGGCACUAAAUUUUUGCUUGUAGAAUCUGGGAUUUAGAAUCCGGAAUUCAGCUCAAAAGUCCAGGCCCCGGUUCCUGAAAGGCCGCUUAGCGCUAAUCCAGGAUUACAAAUUUUUUUCUCUAUUUUUGUAUUUACCUUCCUAUGCAUUAUCUAGAGUAAAAUUCUAUGUUAUCAUCACUGAAUCUCGGAGUAAAGACACAAAAGUAUUUUGUAAGCUCGAAUAACAUGUUCUUGGACAAGAAAACCUUGCUUAAAAUUUGGCUUAAUCUUGGAUUAAACUUGACCAUCUUUCGAGGAACCGGCCCCAGAAUCUCGCUAGCGAAAAUUGGAAUCCGAAAUCCGCAGCUUGGAAUUUAGAAUCCAGGACUGUCUUGGAUUCCCUCACAUAGCUAAUAUGGAGCGAAGAAAUUGAUAAUUUUGCACCACGCGUCCACUCAUGAUGAAUAAUAUAAGCUGAUGAUUUCAUAGCCUGAUAUAUUUGCUGACUGGUGCUUACUUUGAUUUGGAUUUUAACGGACAUUCACUUAGACUGGAAUCCACUAUUUUGUGUCCUUGGUAGGUUGACACCCAAGACGAGGCUAUUAAAACCCUGACAGGCGCGAACGAGAGACUUGAAAAGGAAAAAUACAAAUUAGGUAAGUCUUGUUUUGUGACGAGUCAUUGCGCAUGGCUUCGUUUUUACAUUUGAAGGUCGCAACACACCAGGCUUCAACAGGUCUCGGUGACAAACCACGUGCGUUUAGGUCGGGAGACAGGCUGCAGCGACACGAAGACAUGGGGACAGGUCAUAACGACAAUUCCCUUCGUCAUGAAAGAAAUUCCCUUCGUGUACAUUAGAGAAUUUUUAUUAAAAUCUUCGCCCUUUUCCCCCUAAAAAGUUUGUCACACAAAUUCAAACCACUUUGAACCUGGGUAACUUGUCGCGGGGACAAAGGUUUUUACAACAAUUCUUAAGUGCAUAGGAAUCAAAUUGUCACUGCGACCUGUCCCCUCAUCGUGUCGAAGCAACUUGUCGCUUGCCCUAUCCACACCUAGUUAUUUGAGGCUUGACUGUAUUUGAGUUGCGCGCCUUCAGUUUCAUUUACUGCGGUGGGUCGAUUAUUUGCAGAGAAAGAGCUACUUGCGCUGAAGAUACAGGGAAAAGAUGGAGACCUAGAUGAUGAAGAUUUUGAAGGUAAUUUUAAUUAUCAUGGAACCCGUACAGCCUCGCGCUCAAAUUUGUUGAAAAACCCUUUCAAAAAGUCCCGUAUGAGGGUUAUACCCGUCAAGUGAUAAGGCCGGAAAAAAUACUUACGGUCCUGCUAGAAAAGCGUACUGAUCGAUGCGGGUUCGCUCCGUCAGAAGAAUUAAAAAAAAAACAUAACAGUCAUAUGAUAAACUGCUUAUUGACUAAGUUAGGUCAUGCUGGACGGGAAAAUAUUUGGUUCUCGCAGGACGCACGGACCUCGAGCCAAAUAUUUUCCCGUCCGGCCCUCCCACACAGUCAAUAACUACAAACGGUCUCCCGUGAACUGAUAAUCCCAAAAGCCCGAAUAUUUUUGUCUAUGAAUUGUUGGUGGGAGUUUGCCUGCUUUGAUCCUGGGACGCCUUGGCCUAGCAGUCACACUUACUCUUAUUCUUCAUACUAAUGGUCAAUAAAAACCCUAUCUUAGAUCAAAACUCCUCGAUAUCUCAGUAUAUCCAAUACUAGACUAAACAGCUUGAAAUCCCUUCCGUUCACACUAGAAUAUGCCCAUGUAGCUUAUAUUUAUAAGAAUACCACCACCCCUGGCGUAUCAAAUGUGCCAUCGAGAAUGUUAACUUUUAGGCUUUGCUUACUUGUUGUUCUUUCCAUUCGCCCAGCAGAACAAAUUUUUCUUGUGUCCAUAUCUUCUCUUACAGAUGAUGGUGACUUAUAUGAAGCCCUUGCUCAGAUGCUGAGUAAGAAACACGUGACCAACACGGAACUGGAUCUGGAAGCGAUUUCCCAUGGUGACUUUCGCGAUGUUCCUCAGGGUGCGCAUGUUUGACUGAUUUACAAUGAAUACAUGUAAAUGUGCAUGAAAAAUGGCAAGAUGUAUAGCUGUCAAGAAAAAGAAAAUAAAAACCGUUGCUUGAUAGAAUCAGCGGCCCGAAUAAACAGAAACCCCAAUUCGAUAUGGCUAUGCUGUUGAGCCGCAAUCGUCUCACCAAAUCCAUUCAGCUUCCAACCCCGCCUCUUACUUUGACUUAACCCGCAAACAAUCUCCACUCUUUGCUCGCAGUCGAAACACGUGUCGACGGUAUCGCUAGUAUCACUAAUUAGUCCUGAAACUUUGCCACAUUUAUAGCGGUGUGGUCUAUUAGUUUGCCCGUGUGACUCGCUCUCCAAAGUCCUGGUUUCAAGCAAUCCCCAUACAAAUUAAUGAAUCAUUAAGCCCUGUGUAAAUGGACGCAACAUUGUUGGCCGACAACAUUGUAAUAUGUUACAUGUUGCGUCCGUUUGAACACCCUGUUGCAUGUUAUUGGGAGUUGUUGCGCAAAGUUUGAAACCGGUCAAAUUUUUAGCUUCGUGCAAAAGGACGCAGCGACUCCCUACAAUGUUACUAUUCGUCCGUUUGCACGGGGCUUUAAACAGCAGAAUGAACUUUUGAUAGUACAAACUUGCUCCUCCUCAGCUACUUGGUAUCCAUAACUUUUGAAGCAGAUCUUUGUUGAUUGUUUCAUUUCAUAAUUAUGAUCAACUAUUCCCGUGAGACCAGUAGGUAAUUUUCAGUGAUUCACCUUCGACACGCCAUUGUAAACGCCCAGACUCUAACUAUUUUUCUUUUCAGUUCCUAUAAGCACCAAAUACGAAACUGAGUAUUAGCUUGUAUUCAACUAUGAGUCGAUAUUUUGCCUUGUUAAUAUUGUUCUUCCUCCUUUUCUUCUUUUUAGAGGAUGAAGAGUUCGUGUCAUCAUUUAUUACAAAUCGCAGUGAAAAACAACUUGUUCAGCAGAUCAAACGCAGCUUAUUGUCCACAAAAAGCUACAAAGGCAUCACAAUUAGUAGCGUGAGGAAGGUAAAACAGUUUUGAUCCCUCUUGCACUUCUAAUUCAGACACAACCCUUUCAUACUAAUCCCAUGGGUUUGUGGUUGCUCGUAUGUAUGUUCCGUGUAGCGUAAGUUGAAAAUAUUUACCUGUAUGUAAAUGAAGUUGAAGCUCUCCUAACGGCCCUGAACACUUGGCUCCGCCAUUUCGAUGUCUGUGCACUGAAAAUUGAAAAGAUCUGUGUGAGUCCCAAAGUGCCAAAUAAUUUAAGCCAAAACAGUCCACCAUAAAAAUGAAACAGAGCCUAUUUGAACCCACGCUGCGACCCAUUUCAGCCUGUGGGUGUACUCGGGAUCAACCCUAGGUAAUUGAACUGUAUCGACCCAAAGUAGAGCCAACAAGAAGGACUGUAUUUUGCUCAUCGGAACAGCCUCAUUUUUAGGGCUAAAACACAUCUUUCUGAUUUACAGUUUAUUAAUAACGUUAAUUUGAUUGUAAAAUCCUCGUGUCUUCACCAAUUCCCUUAGGUCGAGUCAUGUCACAUCGCUUUCAUGGAAACAGGUUUUGAUUCACGUACUCAAAGGCUUGGUGAUCCAGUUAUCUGCACGCAGCUUUACCUUUGUGGCGGUGCUGGUGAUGAGCAAAUAGAAAGGAUCAUGAAACGAGGAUUUAGCAAAGAAGGUAUAACGAAGGAUUUUAUAAUGUGUCAAUUCGUUUUUCCUCAGUUUUGAUUGUGGUUGUAGUUCUUGGCUUCUUUUAAUGUUUAGGAUUGCUCUUUAAUCCUUUAAUUGUGUUGAUUUUCUUUUUAGAUUUCGUUCGUGGUCCCUAUGGAAAAGGUCUUUAUUUUUCAAUGCAGGCCUGUCAAGCCGCAGCGUUUUCAGCGGUAAAGUAA
Messenger RNA from Porites evermanni, 10535 nucleotides. NCBI's taxonomy places the organism in Eukaryota, Metazoa, Cnidaria, Anthozoa, Scleractinia, Poritidae. The record is from the annotation of a GenBank genome assembly.